AUGGUUGAAGAACAAAUUUUUGGUCACUGUCUUCAUCACUGGACUGGCCUUGCAGUUCAGACAAAUUUCUAUCAAUAUCAUGUGAUCUAUCAUGUUCCUUCCUUAGUUCGUCUGUUGACACUGAAAAAUUAUCCAAAAAUUGAGGUCAUGGGACCUAUUGGUAGAAACAGCCUCCCCUCAACAAGCAACAAAGCUUUUGGCAAUGAAGACUCUUGGAGAUAUGGGAGUUUCAGUCACACCACACCACACAGAAGUUUAAACUCAUCACGUGGUGUGAUAUCUGAAGAUGAUUCAGAUAUUCAGAUCAAGGUGUUGCUGCUGUCCAACGCAUCUCCAUUCAUCGCAUCACCAACUAAACAUCUAAUUCUCGUGUUUGAGAAGCUGACAUUGCCAUCCUUAAUUACAGGAUACCUGUGCUGCCCAUGUGGAACUGAAGGUCACGACAGUACCAAAUGUAAAAGUACCCCAUGCUGUGUGAACUGCAAAGAUGCCCAUCCUGCCUACUCCCGGAAAUGCCCUACAUGGCAAAGAGAAAGAGAUUCAACGGGUAAAAACUGUGAUCAUCAUCCCAUAUCCAGAGGCUCGUCGCAUGGUCACUCCAAGUGCACCAUGGAACCAAAGACAUUUGCUGCUGUGUUGAAAUCUACAAAGACAUGUGGGGUUCAAACAGAUAUUUCUGUAUCACCAAGUGAAUCUCUUACCCACCAUGCAAAAUGUUUACUGAUCCCACCUACAUAA
Molecule: messenger RNA, 738 nt
Organism: Centruroides sculpturatus (bark scorpion)
Lineage: Eukaryota; Metazoa; Arthropoda; Arachnida; Scorpiones; Buthidae
Exons: 2
Coding region: 1-738 (245 amino acids)
Source: RefSeq, a predicted model, not a curated record